AUGGCCGAUCCCGUGGGCCAAGCCGAGACAACCCACUCAAGGUCCUCCGCACCACGGGUCCGCCUCACCUGCGAAGCCUGUCGCCAGCGCAAAGUGAAAUGCGACAAGUCAAGUCCUUGUACAAGCUGCCAGCGACUUGGCCUCGUGUGUGUUCCCGUGGAACGUGCGCGUCUCCCGCGCGGUCGCACGCGAAAACCUGAGCGGGUUGUAGGCUCGGACAAAGAACUAUCUGAGCGGGUAGCGAGACUCGAGAAACUUCUGAAAAAAGUCGCCAAUGAGCGCGGAGAUGGAUUACAGGCUGCCCCGACUGUCCCUAUGCCUGUAUAUCCAUACAUACAGCAGCGGUCGGCAGCAGAGACCAGCAACGCCGGUCCUAAUAUUCGGCAGGGUCAGAAUGACAACUUGCCCGCUACUGGUCAGCCACAUCUUCCUCGCCCUUCAACUGCGUAUGUUGGGGGUCCAUUUUGGGAAGAUAUCAUGCAGCAGACCCAAGAAUUACGCAGUGUCCUGGAAGGUCGUCUAGAAAAUGAAGACCACGCUGUCAAAGACUCAGCAUCUGGUUUUGGCACCUCGCUUGUGAGCUCAGAAAGCCCUGAAAGCUCGUCAAACUCACCCCAGGCCAACGGCCGAUUAAACCUCAAACCGCAAAUCCGGCACAGGUUAUGUGACAUUUUCUUCCACAACGUUGAUCCUCUCUUCAAAAUUUUACAUCGACCGUCGCUACAAGCAUUUAUUAAAGAUGAGAAGCCUUAUCUUGACUAUGAGCAGGAUCACCAAGCGCCAGCCACCCUUGCUUCGGCUAUCUAUCUUUGCGCUGUGUGUACUCUUGAGGAAGUGGAAUGCCAGUCAACUUUCAACACGAGCAAAAAGGCAAUAGUCGCAGAAUUCCAGAGAGAAACCGAAUUAGCGCUCGCAAAGGCGGACUUUGUCACGACAAACGAUCUCACUGUUCUCCAGGCUUAUAUCAUCUCUCUGCUUGCCGCGAGAUCUCAAGACCAAAGCCGAAGAGUGUGGACCAUGCUGAGCAUGGCACUUCGAGUAGGCCAGGCAUUAUCUCUCCACAUCCCCCAGCCGCCAUUCACGGUACGCCCCUUUGAGCACGAGAUGCGCAAACGAGCAUGGCUAGGAAUCGGCCUUCUCGAUGUAGCAGCCUCUCUAGACAGGGCAUCCGAGCCGAUGAUGCAAUCCGCAUGGCUGGAUUACAACCAACCGUCGAAUAUCAACGACGAGGACUUAUGGUUCGACAUGCCAGGUCCAAUCCCAGAACACAUAAAUGGCACGUUUACCGACAUGACCCACACCUUGGUUAUCGCAGCGUCAGUGUCUGUGACCCGAACCCUUGCAUUUUCAGAUCUCACCGAGCCAGCCGUGACUAUCUUGAGUUUGCGACAGCAAGCCGUCCACGAUUUCCAACAAAAGACAUCAAAUCUUCUAAGCGGCUGCAGGCCCGAUCUGUCGGACUUCCAGUGGUAUGCGCGAAAGACAGCGGGUGUGAUGGGAAGCUGGCUGCAACUAGCCUCCCUCCGGCCGCUGCAACGAAGCUAUAACUUCAUCCCCCCGAAAAUCCAGGAGAACGCCCUCCUUAAAAUCGCAGCUGAUAACCUGCUGUGGUCACAAGAGGCAUACGACUAUCCAGGCGCCAGGUCUUGGCGGUGGUACGUCUCGAUGUGGGUUCCGUGGCACGCAUUGGCCGUAGCCCUUGCCGAACUCUGCGUCUGCAAAAAUCCCGCGGUGAUGUCAAAAUACUGGACCGUCGUUGACAACGUCUACCAGCGCUCGCGGCUCGUAAUCGCAGAUUCUCAGCAGGGAAUGCUCUGGAAACCUCUGGAGAGGCUCAUGUCGCAGGCGAAAACACGAAGAAAUGAGCUUCUGGGUGCUGAUGUUGAUGCUUCUCACCAACCGGUGUGUCAAUACUCUUUCGACGGCAUUGCGUCUGGGCCUUUCUCGAAACAACCUGAAAAUCAACCGGAUCUUACGGACUUUUCGCUUGAUUUGGAACAGGCCGUUGAUGUACCGCAAGACUCGCAGGUCGCAGAAGUGCCGACCUCUUUUACGCCGGUGCCCUGGCCUAAUGUGUGGGAUGCGAUGGAUUUGAGUGACCCGACCUUGCAAAGUGGCUCCGAUGACACGGCUUGGUUGAGUUAUGAGAACUUUAUCGAAAAUGUUUACGAUAGCGUUGAUUCUAUUUUCUUGCCACGGUGA
Penicillium hordei is the source of this 2202-nucleotide messenger RNA. Its product is annotated as putative C6 transcription factor. The record is from RefSeq and is a predicted model, not a curated record. NCBI's taxonomy places the organism in Eukaryota, Fungi, Ascomycota, Eurotiomycetes, Eurotiales, Aspergillaceae. Gene Ontology annotation, molecular function: zinc ion binding; DNA-binding transcription factor activity, RNA polymerase II-specific; DNA binding. The transcript is spliced from 3 exons. Bases 1 to 2202 code for a protein of 733 amino acids. Gene Ontology annotation, biological process: regulation of DNA-templated transcription; DNA-templated transcription.